Molecule: messenger RNA, 3067 nt
Organism: Physella acuta
Lineage: Eukaryota; Metazoa; Mollusca; Gastropoda; Physidae
Product: kelch-like protein 24a
Molecular function (GO): protein binding
Source: RefSeq, a predicted model, not a curated record
UUAAUCCUGAUGUGCUAUUUCACACACGUAGAUCUAGAGACCAAUUCUAGUCUGGAAUUUAAUCUAGUACUUUAAAAAAUAUUAAUCCAACCUGUAAAUGGCUAGAUCUAUAAUUUCCAUCGGUAUACUAUCUUAUUUUCAAUAUGUAUUGCAUUAUAAUUUCAUCUCUUGAUACCGAUGUCAGUUGGAAAAUACGUCGUUUCUGCAAGUUGUUGACGUGAGCAGCGGUGAGGAAGCGAAUCAGUUUGAGACCGAAUUGUAAAGUCGAAUUGCUACCAUGUCAGGGAUGCUGUCAGCUGCCAGUGUUGACUGGGCUAAUAAAAUCAGGUGCAAUGUUGUAGAUGGUCUUCGCCAGAGCUUUCAAGAUGGAAUUUUUACUGACAUUGAAAUUGAAGUUAGUGACAGUGUUUUCAGAUGCCAUAAAGUUUUUUUAUGUGCAAUAUCUGAUUACUUUUUGGCCAUGUUCACAUCAGGCAUGAGAGAAAGUGUUGACAGUCGAGUUACGAUAAAAGAUUUAUCUGGUUCAACAUUCAGGGCAGUGUUGGACUUCUACUACACAUGUGACAGGUCGGUUGUUAACGCAGACACAGCAGAAGACUUACUGAGAGCGGCAGGCCUGUUGCAGAUGAUCACCUUACAAGACAACUGUGAAUCUUACUAUGCAGAAAAUCUGAAUGUAGACAACGCUCUAGCAGUGUGGGACCUGGCCCAAUGCUUGCACUGUGAGGCCCUGGCAGAUAAAGCCAAACGGUUCAUUCUUGCCAAUUUUUUAGAAAUAUACACAGAACCAGACUUUUUACAUGUUGAUAUAGAGCACUUAAAUGAACUCUUGGGUGAUGAUGACCUACGUGUGCCUGAUGAAGAUUACGUUUCUGAAGCUGCUAUUUCGUGGUUGAAACAUGACAUUGUCAGUAGAGCGAAGUAUUUUAAUGAUAUUUGUGUCAACUUGCGGCUGCGUUACAUAUCAGAGGACUCGUUCAAUAGGCUUUUACAUUUUAUAAGAAAUGAGUGUCACAUUAAAGACAGUAUUUUGGAAGGGUUCACUGAGAACAGGAGGUACUCAUUCCCAGAGGCCUCCAACUCUGUUGCUCUGGAUACGCCAUUGUCAUCAAGAAAUUAUGAAAACAUGCUGGUUGUUAUUGGGGUGCACAAAGCCACAGGGAUUUUACCUACUGUACAUGCUUACAGUUUCAAUACCAAGAUGUGGUUUAAGCUGAGUUCCUUACCCUUUGACCCUGGAGUAGGCUAUGCCACUUGUGUUUUAGACAAUCAGCUGUACAUGUCAGGUAUCUCACUAAGGAAGGCCUAUGUCCUACGCUAUGACCCCUGCUCCAACCUGUGGGAGGAGUGUUGCCAGAUGCCAGAGAAGAGACGUUACCACGAAAUGGUUGUGGCCUGCAACCACGUGCAUGCUGUUUGCGGCUGGAACAAAAGAGAUGGCGUGUUCACCAGCAUUAUACAGUACCACGUGUCCGAGGACGCCUGGACCAGCCUCGGCAACCUGAGGGUUGGCGUCUACUCCGCAUCCGCUUGUGCCAUCUACAACACCAUCUAUGUAUUUGGGGGUAGGGCCGACGACAGCACACGCAAACGGGACAUUCAGUCUUUCAACGUGACCACUGGUCAAGCGACCGUGAUCAACCAGUUUCCUUCAGCCGUGACAGAAAGUCGGGCUAUUGCAAUUAACUCAUGCAUGUACCUUGCGUUGACCAACGGGUCUAUAAUGAAGGUAAUGGAGUCGGGAACCCUGUCGAGGCACAGUACCUUACCCAACUUUGACAGGUUCAAUUUUGGUCUCCUGCAGAGAGGGAACAACAUCAUGGUGGUGGGCGGCGACACCCGCUAUCCCUCUGGCUCCAGCCAGUUUGUAGAUAUUCUCGAAGUGAAUGGACAUGAUGGGAAGGUGAGGAUUCUUCACGAUCGCCUUUUCAACAACGCCAGUGCUGCCGCCUGCAGGAUCCUGUUGAUACGCAGGGUUAUCUUACCCCGCCUCUCAGUGCCAGGCAUUCCUCACUAGCAGCUGAGUGAUUCUAGUUGUCUUUUAAAAUAAUACCUUGUGCAUUUUUUAGAGACCUCAGAUUAUACACCAAAUGUUUGUACAUUUUAAUCAUGUUGACUUUUUUUUACCAAAAUGUCAAAAAACUGUAAACAACACAUUUCUUUAAUUGAUGCACAGUAUAUGAUUAGUAAAAUAUUGUAGGACUACCUGCUGUAGAUUACAUUUUUACCAAAAAAAUCUUUACUUUAAAAGUGAAUACUUUUAUUAUGUAAUUCAUACUUGUUGGUGUAAAUUUUUGAAUCUCACUCUCACUAAAGAAUACUGUCAAAUCUUACAAUCACUGUUUUUGUUUUAAAAGUUGAUUAGAUUAAUCAUUGCUUUUUACUUUAAAUAAAACUAAUCCAAAGCCAUAUUGUUUUAACCUAGUCAGAUAAUUCAAAGGUUUACAACAUCUUCACUGAUUUAGACAUUCAGAUACAUUAUUAUUAGGAUGUAACCCAUAAAAAAAUUUGAUAAUCAAUUCUUUAAGACUUCAUAAUUGAAGAGAAGGGUAAAGGCUGUUUAGCUAAUGAUGGAAAAUGAUUUUGUUUUAAUAUUACCAAAUGUGUAUUUUUUUUUAUCAUGGAUGAUUCCUAAUCUUUGUACACUGUGUGAUAAAUUCAUUCACUCACUAACAUUAUGCAAAAUAACAUUUUUUCAUUAAGAAAUAUUUUUAUUAAUGAAAUUUUUGAUGAAUUGAAGAAAAGCUAUAAAUAUAAGUAAUGUAUAGAAAUACAUUUGUAUUUUCUAAUGAUUUUUAUUUUAUAAUUUAUUUAACCAGAUAGAAAAGUUCAAUACUUGUGAAGACCAUUCACAUGUUGAAUGAUCCUUUGCUGUUUUAUUAGCUGUGCAAUAUAUGGUACUGAGUACUUUUCUAUAGGGCUUGUAAGUCUAUGGUCUCGAAAUCUACUAGCUGGCAAGUACGAGAACGAGAAGUUGUGACCUACUUACAAGCCCUAUUAACCUGUUGAUGAUACCAAACUAAAAAUAUAAUGUGCUACAGAACUUUGUAUGGUAAGGCCAUACCAU